UCCUGCUGCGAUCCCGUGUGCAGACUUGCCCCCCUCACCCCUGCUGGGGUCCUGCUGUGGUUCCCUGUGCUGAUUUCCCCUUCCCCCUUGGCUAGGUUCCUGCUGUGAUCCCUGUGCUGACCACCUCUCCCCAGCUGGGGUCCUGCUAUGAUUUCCCCCAAAAUAGCUCUCAGGCUGCCCCCUCAUAUUUGAUGUAUGUCUCUCCCGAGUGCAGUUCUACUCCCUCCCCGCUGCCUGGUGGUUGUAACAGUGUGGCUAUAAAAGGUUAACAUCUGGGGGCGGGAAGGGUGCUCUUUUUCCUGCCUCGCUCCCAUGAUCAUCCCCGCAGUGCUGCAUAGGAAAGAGAAAUGAGUGAAGAGGGCCAGAGAGCGGACUAGCCUGUGCCCAGCCCUGCCUUGAGGAGUAGCUCCCGCCUUGCGGAUAGGGCCUCCGGGAUCCAGUCUCGGGGAGAUGGAGCGCCGCCGGCACCGCUGGCAGCUGGUUCGCAGGCACUUCUGUCCCAUGGUGUAAUCUGGAGCCUGGAUGGAGGUUGGGGAGGAGAUUCUCCCCACCACUCAGUUGUGGGGAGAGCUCCUGUGUCCCACACAGAAGCAGCACACCAUUCCCAGCUGACUCAGGAAGGCUUGGGGCCCCUGGGAGGCAGAAGGUCGGCAUGGAGGGGAACUCGCCUAUGGAGAAGAGAAGAGCCGUGAAGGGCUCGAAGCAGCAUGGCAAGAAGGCCAGUAGGAGCAACCUCCCCACUGAGAGUGCCGAGCCCAGCACCGACCAGCCUGUCCGAGUGGCCUUGGAGCCAGCGGGGCUGCGAGGGGAACCAGGCAGGGCCACUUACUCUAUUCUGGAGGGCAAGGUGAAGGCUCUGAAGGAGAAGAGGUUGACCGUUAAGCAGGGAGGAGCAGUGUCCCAGGAAUGGGCCUCUCUGAAGAAGCCCAAGGCCAGGAAAGGGAAGCUUGCGCCAGGUCCGGCAGUGGUGGAGGGGGUCCCCCAGGACGCAGUGGUGGAGCCACGGGCUCAGAUCCGCACUUACCUGACGGACGUGCUGCUAGACAGCCAUGACGAUGUGGACUUUGGGCAGGGUGCCAGGGCGCCUGUGGCUGCAGACCUUUACGCUGACAAUGUAGAUGCUCUGAAGACUCAGAGAACAGUGGGAGGAGGCAGUGCCUUGGGCUGUGAUUCAGCUGAGGAACUCUGGAGGCUCCCAAGCCCAGGAAGGAGCUUGCAGGAGAAUGCUGACUACUGCUCAGAAAACAGGGCCCAAAGGGGCUCCCCAAAUGAGCUUUGGGGCACCAGCUCCAUUAGGAAUCUUCCCUCAAGCAGCCAGAAAUCUUCCCUUGAAGACUAUGGCAAACCAGCCCCCUUUGGAGAAGAGCUGGCUCAGGGUAGGGACUUGGAGAGCCUCCCCCUGGCUCAAAAGGAUGAUCUGUGCAGGGGGUUAGCCCCAUCAGGGCGGCUGUGGAGGGCUGAGAGCUGGGACAGCCUUGGCAGUGCUGCCAGUGUUGCCAGCGGGCUGUCUCUGGCUGAGCGGGUGGAGAGGAACCGGGCUGUGCUCCAGGAGAUGCUGAGCCUGUCGAGGCAGAACCGCUCUUCUCUGGAGCCUCAUCGCUAUGUGAAGGAAGCACUCAUGCUAGCGAAGGAUGGAGCCGCUCAAGAGCUGCUGGUGAAUGACCUGGACUGGGACUCUGGGAUCUCACUGCAGGACUCAGAAGCGUACAGGGCCUUUGUUCCCACUCAGGAGCUUGAGCUGAGCCCCAGGCAUGAGCAGGCCAAGCAGCUGCUGCAGAGAGCCCGCAUGAAGGCCAGGACGAGCCCUCUCCGAGCCAGCCACGACAUCCUUCCUGCUGUUCCCCAGGCCAAGCGGGAUGCGGGUGGGACCACCGCUCCAGAACUGAAGAAGAGCUAUGCUAUGAGGGAUGGGGAGGCCCACAUCAGUGGGAACCUGAGUGACUCCUCCAGUGGGGAAUCCAGCUGCGGGCAGGCCAGGAAGCGAGGGCUGUCCCCAUCCCGUGUGCGCUUUGAGGACGAGUCUCUCCGGGAUGCCGAAGUUCGCUAUUUGGAGAGGUUGCAACUGCGCCAAAAGCGGGUCUUGGACUCAGUCCUCUUGACUUUGGGACAGAGCCCACUGGUCUCCAAGCCAGACCUUUCAGAUUACAUCAGUGGGGACUUCCACCGCAAGGAGAAUGGGGUCAGUAAAGCCUGCAAGGAGCAGCAGAACCGUGGGCAGGCUGCAGGGACAUCUGUGCACCUGGCCAGCAGGGGGCGCUCUGAGAAGGCUGGGCCCACUGCGCUGAGUGCAGAGGGGAAGUGCAGAGCCUGUGGCUCCUAUCUCAGGGGCUCAGCAGCUAAUCAGAACAUGGACCUCAGGGCUGAUCAGACCGUUAAGCCCCUAUUGGAGGGCCACAGCGUAACUCAGGAAAACAAAACAAUCAUCACCGGGGCUGAAAGUGGGGAGCCAAGUGCUUCCCAGCAGGAGGCGAGAGGAAGGACUUUGGGCCCAAGGGGGUCUCCCCUCUGGAUUCUUCCUUCCUGGCAGCGCGUUCAUACGGAGCGGAUCAGGGAGACAUAUAUCGGGGAUGUCACGUACAUAGACGACGUGGACUCAGCUCUAGACAGCACCGAUACAUCUGACAGCUGCAGAACUGACAGCGAAGAGGCUGGGCCAGGGAGCUGCCACCCCCAGGGUUACCAGGAUUCCAGAGGCUGCUGGCCUGGUGGGCAUCAAGCUCCUAGGGGAACUUGUGUUCCGGAGAAGGAUGCGAGGGGUAGGAAGGCGGGCCAGGAGGAGUGCAGGGUGAAUGAUGGCAGUGGAGGGACCAGGGUCUCUGACAACGUGCUUUGUACUGGCAGGGCUGCCAUUGGUGAGAACGUCAGUGAGGAAAGAAACUCCAGCUUGAAGGACACCCUCGUGCUAAAAGAGGGUCAGGUGACCAAGCCAACAGGCAAUGAGGUAGAAGCACUUUCCAAAAGUGACCAACUCCCAGCUGCACCUCGGCUGGCUGGGAAGAACAGUGGUGAUGCAGUGCUUGGCCCUGUCCAGCGGGGACAUGUUCACCCUCUGCCCUCUGCCCAGGGUCAGCCGUCAGCACCAUCAAUCCCAGGCAACAGAGGCACACUGGAAAACUCUGCUCCCGCCCCUCAGCCAGCCAACAACUUCAGCCAACCCAGACCAGCAACAGGCAUCUCCCAACAACAAGCAAAGCAGGGGGCACCAUGCUACAACUUGCUGGCUCGGGUCCCUGCCCCGCCACCAACUCGGAAAGCUUCCUCCCCUGUGCCUUACAGGAAGGCCGUCCUGACGGGUAGCUACAAGCUGACAGGCCACAAAACUGGGUGCCUGGACCAGACCAGUGACCUGGUGACUCGUCCCACUUCUCCUCCCAGCAAGUGUGGGUCUGUGCCGGAGGAGCAGAAAAGCCAGCACAGCCCAAAAGUGCUUUCCAAGAGCCGACUCCUGGCCUUGUCCACUAAUAACUGCAACAACACAUGGGCUCAGCGUCAGCAUGAUGGCCAGGCUGCCAGCGUGGCUCUGAGCCACAGAGAGCAGGCCGUGAGUGUCCAGAAACUGCCUGCUUCCUUGGGAGACAGUAAAGGUCCAUCCUCAGCAGCAGCUCCCUCUGCUGCUCCCAGCGCCAUCAGCUCAGCGGGCAUCACCCUCUCCCAGGCAGCUGAGGAUACCGAGCCCACCCAGUCUGGUCGAUUAUCCAGAGGGGAAGCGCCAGUGUCUGGGUCACAGCAAGCAAAGCCGUUUGCAGAAGGGAGCAAACUGCUGGAUGCCCACCCAGAGCCAAAGAAGCCGUCAGCCUCUGCAGCAAGCAGGAAAGGAGGGGGCUCUUCCACAUCGGGGCUGAAAAAGUUCUUCUGCACCCUCAGCCAGAGCACCAAGCAGAAACUGGGCAGGUUCCGGUGCUACAGCAUGGAUCAGAUUCCCACGGAGGCGCCAAGCCUGGCUCCACCCCCAGAAGCCAAGGCAGAUGCCGCUGAUUGCUCUGAUUUGAAGAAAGCACCUUCCCUGCAGUCACUGCGCCUGGUGUCACCCUUCUGCCAACUGAGGAAAGCUUCUUCGGUACAGAACCUGCAUUCUCUCCUGGGCAAGACUGACCGUUCCAGCUUUUAUCUGGAGGGCAAGCCAGGGGAAAGCAAAGCAGCUGACAGGAAAGCAGGUGCCCCGCCCCGGCGUUCCCUCAGCGUGGAGGACAUUGGCGCCCCUGACUUGGUGCGAACAGUUGGGCGGGUGGUAGAAGUCUUUCCGGAUGGAACCAGUCAGCUGGAGCUGCAGCGCCCCCCACAGGGCACUUUUGGGUUCCGUGUCUCCUCAGGGAAUGGUCGACCUGACACAGGCAUCUAUGUCCAGGAGAUGGCAGACACCAGCACAGCCAAGCUGUACGCAGGACUCCUUGGAGUGGGGGAUGAGAUCCUGGAGGUGAAUGGUGCCAAGGUCACCAGGCUCGGCCUGGCCCACAUCAGUGAACUGCUGUUAUGGGCCGACACCCUGUCCAUCCGAGUGCUCAAGCAGAGACCCCCCAAGCGGUAGCAUGGAGGAGGCCAAGGUCCUGCUGAGUUGCACCCAGGAAGCACGAUGCUACGCAGUGUUCAGUGGCCUCGCUGAACAAGGAGAGACCAGCAUGUGGGUGAAGCCCCUGCUGCCUCAUGGGGCGCUGCAGGGACACAGUCCUUGGCAUGGAGCCCAACUCCUGCUGCUAGGAGAUGCCGUUGUGACUGGAAAGAUGCCUGAUGCCACAGGCAGUGCUGUCUCCGUGUCGGGGACCUUUCUGUGCUAAAUAGUGAGCGCGUGCAAAGUUGUGACAGACAGUGCGGAUUCCUGUCCGUGGCCAAGGGACUGUCAGGGCGAUGUCUGCUUCACAGCCUCUGUCUCUGUUGGGCGGGCUGGUGCACCAAGCAGCUCAUGCACGCUAGUCCAGCAGAAAUAAUGGGCGGUGCUGCUCUGCCUGGGCCGCUCGGCUCCCCUGCGGUGAGUAUUACUGGCCGGGGCUCUGCACCCAAACAUGCUGAGUAGCAUUCAGGGGCAAGACUUACUGUGCAAUAUUUUGUUCCCCAAUAUUUUCCAGCUUGGGGCAGACGGGGGUCUUAUUUUCUGCUCUCAUCCACCACACAGUGACUGCCUGCAAUGCGGGAGGGAUCUGUGACCUGCCAGCUCAGUCCCUGCUGUUCCCAGUGGCCAAACAGCAGGGGGCGCUGCCUGAUCAGCAUAUCUAUCAGAGGCUCCCAUGGUGGGGGCCUGACAGCACCAGUGUCUUCAGCUCUGAGCGCCAGCCUGGCAGCUGUGCAGCAAGAACCCAUGGCUGCCGUGCAGUGCCGCCCUCUCGCCAGGUCUGCCUUUGUGCCCUGGGUGCAGUCAGUCCCUCUCCGGUUGCCUCCUGUCACCGAACCAACAGGUUUCCCACUGGCUCCUUGGUGCCAGUCUGAGAUGAAGGCCAAUGUCAUUCCUCGGCUAACUCAUGCUGGCGAAAUAAAGGGUGGGACAUAGAGCCCUGCUGGAUGUGCUGAUGGGACCCGUUCGGCCUGACGAGGGGCUUGUUUAACCAGUGUUGGAAACCUCUGUAUGUUCAUCAUUGUGUUUCUCUUAACUUAUUAAAAAUCUCUGAUAGAAACUCUCCACACCCUGUACCUGAGUUAUUGGAGCAGGUGUGAGUGGGAGGCAAGGGAACGGGCCUGUUAGUGUUUGUGGGCAGUGCUCUGAGAGUGGCCAGGUCAGGACCAUGUUUACUGAUGGGGAUGCGGUGCCCUAAGAGGGGCAUGUAGAUACAUUGGUGGGGGGGGGGCGAGCGAGGUAAGCUGGUGUUGGUCGGGAUACGCAGCGCUGGGAGAGAUAAGGAUAUGAGCAGGAAGGAGGAGCAGCCAGUCUCGGCAUCUGUCAAAGAAAGCCAUCCCACAGUGGGGAGGGUCCCUGGUUCACAGGGUGGAUGGGAGGCUGGGAGCCAUAGAUCUGGGGGAAGGGUAGCAGGACGGCUGAGUCUGGGUGUGGGGGAGUGUAGUGUGGCUAGGCCGUGGUUUGUCCCUCAGCGGGGCUGUGGGGUACCCCUCCGCCUCGCUCUAGUUCGCCGGCCAGUGGCUCUGCUAUCGGGGGGAAUAACACACUCGGUUAGGGGGGUUCAGACCCUGGGACGGGGCUGAGUCAAUAGUCCGAAACCGGCCCAGGCCCUAGGUCAGGGCGGGACAACAAACACUGAGUCAGAAUGCUCAGGCCCUCAGGCAGGGCUGAGCAGUAGUCAUAGGCUUCGGCCUCCUCAGGCCAGGGGAAGGGAGAGUCUGCCACCUCGGAGUGGGGUGGCAGGGGGGACGCAGGCCCUCCCACUCCACUGCGUCCCAGCCUGGGGCCCUAGCAGCGGCAGAGACUUGCUGCUGUCAGUGGGAUCCUGGUCGCAACACACUGACAUUGGCUCUGGCAGUGUUGCAGCCAGACUGGGGUCGGCUGCCCCCAGGCUACUUCCACACUCCCCCUUGUAGGGUACCUGAGUCGUCGUAGCGUCACUGGCGGUCUCAAACACCAUCGGUUCCUCUGGGUAAGUAACGGAUGGUAGGCUCAGCAGCUCCUCGGAGUAGCUGGCAAGAGGCAGGCUCAGCCCUUCCUGGGGGUAGCUGGAGCGGGGUGGUCCCGGCCAGUCCUCCUCAGGGUAGCGAGCGCGGGGCAGGCUCGCCUGGCCGGGUGUGAGCUCCGGCUGGCAGCGACCGCAGACGUCUGGCCCCUGUGGUGGCUGGGCCUCGACUGAGCUCUGCAGGUGAGCUUUAACACUUCCGGGUCUGCGCUGUGCCCUCUGAGGGGCAGGCGCAGGACCCAGCGGCUCCGCUCACGGUGGUGGUAGGGGAGGUUCGUCCCUCUGCGGGGCUGUGGGGUAUCCCACCGCCUUGCUACAGGGGACUGCAGUCCGGUUAUGGGGCUGGAGCAGCAGGAACCUUAAGUCACUUAAAGAGGGACGUGGUUGUGGGGUUAGUCUGUUUAGGAACAAGCAGUGCUGCGCAGUAAGCCCCCUGUCAGAGGUUAGUCUGGCAAGUCGAUAGGGUUAAUGGCUAGAAACCAGAGUCCUACUAGAAGUGGGGCUGAAUUGGUGCAAGUCCCAGAGAAAGGCCGGAUGACAGGCAGCUGGUCUGGCAGCUCCAUGUGCAGGGCAAUGCAAAUUGUGGGCUUGGAGACCUCCCAGCCUGCGGAGCUCAAAUGGUGGGGGACACAUCAUGCAAGGACUUACUGGUGUUUAGUCAUUUGUGGAUGUGACAGUUUUGCUUGGGACACCAGAACCAGCACAAUCUGGUCCCUGGGACUGCAUAGGAUGAGCCAUGGAAAGGUGGCCAGAGUGAAGAAAGGGCUCUGGUAUACUGUGAACUAAUCUAAUGGGAUGAAAUAUCAGAGGGGUGCCAUGUU
This is a messenger RNA of Gopherus flavomarginatus (Mexican gopher tortoise), 7369 nucleotides long. Its product is annotated as KIAA1614 ortholog. The record is from RefSeq and is a predicted model, not a curated record. Bases 653 to 4525 code for a protein of 1290 amino acids. Gene Ontology annotation, molecular function: protein kinase C binding. Gene Ontology annotation, cellular component: apical plasma membrane; nucleus; cell cortex. The transcript has 10 exons. NCBI's taxonomy places the organism in Eukaryota, Metazoa, Chordata, Testudines, Testudinidae. Gene Ontology annotation, biological process: establishment or maintenance of cell polarity; regulation of cellular localization; centrosome cycle.